Messenger RNA from Macadamia integrifolia, 734 nucleotides. RefSeq names its product TMV resistance protein N-like. The record is from RefSeq and is a predicted model, not a curated record. Gene Ontology annotation, biological process: signal transduction. NCBI's taxonomy places the organism in Eukaryota, Viridiplantae, Streptophyta, Magnoliopsida, Proteales, Proteaceae.
UGCCAAUUAAUUGUAUGAGAGAGAAGCUCCCGGGCAGUUGGUAUUUGGAACUUGGAACACACGUUUUUUGAAAAUGAAAGCUCCUCUAAUUUCUCGCAACCCGCUUCACUGAACCAGAGGAAGUUGGGUAGUUGGAACUUGGAAGCUCGAGUUCUGCUUUUCCCUUCUGUAAAUCGUCAAUGGUGGGUUCUCAGUGACAGUUGCAGGAGAUAGCAUACACAGUGCCUGCCGUGCACCACCAAAAGAGUCUCCACCAAAAGAGUCUUAAUUAGAGAGGGAAAAUGGAGGAGGAGCGCCAGAAAGAUCUUCCCUCGCUCGUGUUCAGAUGGGACGUGUUUCUGAGUUUCAGGGGCGAAGACACUCGCCACAACUUUACCCGCUGUUUACACGAAGAGCUUGUGCGGAACAAAGUCGAUACGUUUCUGGACGACGAGGGUUUGGAGGAAGGAGACGAUCUAGCCCCGGGCCUCUCUGCGGCCAUCAACGAAUCGGCCGCAUACAUAGCAGUUAUUUCGAAAAACUAUACGGGGUCGAGGCUGGCCCAAAUCUUGGAACGCAAGCGCCGGUUGCUUCCGGUGUUCUACGAGGUGGAUCCCUCUAACGUCCGCCGGCAGGAUGGCCCCUUCGAAAAGGCUUUCCAAGACCUCGAGCAACGUCAUGGAGAAGACAAGGUCCAGAGAUGGAGAAAAGCUUUGGCAGAAGCUGGGAACAAGAAGGGUUGGGAUUCCAGGAAG